This is a messenger RNA of Oryzias latipes (Japanese medaka), 4728 nucleotides long. RefSeq names its product ring finger protein 180a (gene rnf180a). Gene Ontology annotation, biological process: protein polyubiquitination; serotonin metabolic process; positive regulation of proteasomal ubiquitin-dependent protein catabolic process. The record is from RefSeq and is a predicted model, not a curated record. Lineage: Eukaryota; Metazoa; Chordata; Actinopteri; Beloniformes; Adrianichthyidae. Gene Ontology annotation, cellular component: endoplasmic reticulum membrane. Gene Ontology annotation, molecular function: ubiquitin conjugating enzyme binding; ubiquitin protein ligase activity.
GAAGUUGGUAACGCGCAACUGAGCAGACGAGUAGAAGGCAGUCAUCCGCUCAGGCUGCAGCGGCGCGCUUUACCGCUUCCAUCGGAGUUAACGUGUUCGCGCUGAAGCUCUCAGGACUCAUGACGCAGGCGUGUUGUGUAGUGUGCACUAGAGGGGCUGCGAAUGUGUGUGCAUGUAUGUGUGUGUGUAUGUGUGUGUGAGUGCGCGCGUGUGCGUUGCUGCCCAUGAGUGUCGGCAGCAGGGUGCGCUCACUCACUGGUGCUGCGAAUAAUCUGAGCUUGGUGACGCCGGGAUUUCAUUUAUACUAAGAGCUGUGGGUACGUCAGAUCAGGAGGAGGUCGCGCUGGAAUUUUGUGCCUUUGCUCUUCUUGAUUCUCCAUUUUUUGCUGCAGACAACUCCGAGGGAGCUUUGCUAACCUCUCACUCUAUUUUGUUGCUCUUUUUGGAACCAAAACUUAAUUUUUAGUUUAUUUUGUACACUAAAUCUUAAAGGAUCGGGGACUUUCUCCGGACUAUUGUUUUUUUUAUUCUUUUUUUAUUUCUGGAAAAGGAACAGCAAAAGAGAUUAAAUAUUUACCUAUUAAACAUUUUUUGUUACUUGGGGGUGUAAAAUGUAAUCGAUCUUGGUGAAAAAAAUCAAAUUAUCAUUUUAAAGCACUCGCUGAUAUCAGAAAUAAUACAUUUUUAAGACAGCAAAAAGGAAAUGUCCAGAACUUUCGGACGCAGUGAUAAAAGGUAGAUUCAGCACCAGGGACAGCUCCCCUGUAGAGAGCAGAGAAGAAUGUUGCCGCCAUCUAAAGGUCACAGCGGGUAUCGCGCAAACUGGUUUCUUCUGAUUUGUCUGCUUUUAGCGGUAAGAUUUUGUGAGACAAAUUAUUCUGAAGCUUUCUUUGCUUCCCAUUUGAGUCAACGGGGUAGAAAAUAGAAAAAAGGUCACAGACUUAUCUCUAAGAAUGUGUUUAAUUUGAAAAACAAACUGUUUAUGUAAAAAUUAAGGAAACACAAAAACAUAUUUUUAGACUUUCAAUAAUUUUCAGACUAAAUCUAAGUGAAUCCAUGUCAAAUUUCUAAACCCCCUAUAUCUAUGCUCCUUUGAUGUCUGGUAUGGACAUCAAAAAGCAUGACACACAGUCACAGGGCAACCCAAGGCGUCCUAAUUGAUGCAAAAGAACUGGAAGUGCAAUGUUUCUGACACCUUUACUCAUUAAAAAGGUUGCUUUGCUUUGAUCUUUUCCAUUAAAUCACCUGUUUGGUUUAUAAAUGUGGAUUUAAAUCUCCUGUUUCUGCAGCUGUCUCCUUCCCAGCACAUCAUCUACCUCUAGAUACCUUCUUAUGUGGCAACAUGGAAUCUAAGGCAAGAAAAUGUGAACCUAUGCUCAGAAGAGAAAAAGUUAGAAACCAAAAGCAAACAAUAAAAUAAAAAUAUUGAUUUUUAUACACAAAUGUGUCUAUUCUCUUCAUAUAUGAGCUUGUGAAAGUGAAAGCUGACACUGUCACAUUGGACGGGAGAAAAACAAAAUCCAGCUCUGGCUAUUUCAACUCGUUUUUCUGAGUUUGGAGCUGCAUGGUGGCGUGCUUUCUAUAGGCUACACAAGACAAUGGUGAGGCCACGAACAGUGUGCCUUUUACAAUAGAGCUCAGCAUGGGGACUUUGUCUUUGUCAACAGUGUGGAAUGCCCCAGGGGGGCUCACAUGGGGAGGACGAGCCAGGCCAGAGCGCAGCAACGCUCACCUCUUCCGACCUGGAAAAGUCCCUCUCCAACUGAAAAAGAGCCUGAAUCCAAGGACACAUGGCAGAGGACUGAGGGAUGGACAGCAGGGAAACCAUCAGGUUAGCCAGUUGAAGGGAUCCAAUAUGGCCUCCCUUGAGACAGAUUCAGCUUCAAGCGCCUCAAGUGUAGAAGGUAUAGACAGAAAUGAAUGUUGGGGAGAAAACGGGAAUGACAGAACUAGCACUCCGUGCUUGAAAACAUUGAGAUCUAGACAGAAAAGUACAAACCAAUCUGAAGAGGGAAGCUCCAACAACAUGGAACAGCUGGUGAGACCUCCCCUGCCUGGAAGAAAAGCACACAGAAAGACCUGCUCUAAAGACAACCAAGAGAGAUGGAGGGAAGGAGAUCCAGACAGAGAGGAGAACAAACAAGGAUCUGCACUUUUAGGAGGAAGGAAAGGAGAAAAGCAAAGGCAAAGAAAAUUUGAAAGAGCUGAGACACAAGAAGAAAGAACCUGGGAGAGACACCCAAGAAAAAGCAUUCAAACAUUAUCUGGCAUUAAAUCAGACAUCCAGGACACUUUGGAAGCUGGAGGGAGCUCGACCAACUCACACAGAGGACACACAUGUCCUGAACCUCAGGGCCUUGGCCCAACUGCGAUUCUCCCUGCCAGUUUAAACCCUCAGUUCUGUCAGGCUGCCGUCCAGAGAAAAUUCACACCUCUGUCAUCACAGAGACUUUCGCCAACAGACAUGCUCAGCAACACAUGCACUUCUUCUAGAAAUCCAGAUGCAUUGUGGGAGGAGGUGAGACCAGGAGCAACAUCUGAACAGCCAAUUCAAGGCGGUCAAACACACAUCCCACCUCUCACCCUCUCUAAACCAGAGGAGGAAGAAGAAGACCUUGAUGAGGAGACUGUGGAAGAUGAAGAGGAAGAAGGCAGCAGGCUGAGAGAAGUUAUGCCCCAAGCUUCCACCGCAGCUUGGGUGAAGCCAUGCACCUUCGCUGGAGAGAGGAGAAUGAGUAAAAGAGAGAAGAACAGGAUGAAGAGUUUGAGGAGAAGGCAAAGGAGAAGAGAGAAAUGGAGACAAGGUCAACAGCAGGAAAGCAAACAGAGUUUAACUGGUAAUCAAUCCAGCAGCAGCAGCAGCAGCAGUGAGGAUGAAGAGUCACUGAACAUGAUGAAGAGAGAAGGUUUCAUCUGUGCCGUCUGCUUGGAUGUAUACUUCAGUCCAUACAUCUGCCAUCCUUGCAGUCACAUCUUUUGUGAACCAUGUCUGAGGACACUCGCAAAGAACAGCCCCACCAACACGCCCUGCCCCCUGUGUAGAACAGUCAUCACUCACGUCUUCUUCCAGAAAGAACUAAACCAGGCAGCACGGACGUUCUUCCCAAAGGAAUACUUUACCCGGAAACAGAACUUUCAGAAAGCAAGCUGUGCAAAGUGGCCUCUACCAAGCUGUAGGAAAAUUUUCCGCAUUUUUGGAGCAGGCUUUCAGAGACAGUCCAGUCCAAUUCCGAGACGCCAGUUUCCCCACGGAGGAGGCUACCGCCUGAACACCAUGGACUUUGAGGACGAAUCUCGAGGCUGGAGAUUUGACAUGGACAUGGUUAUUAUCUACAUCUACUCAGUGAACUGGGUUAUUGGCUUCUUUGUAUUCUGCUUUCUUUGCUAUCUCUUUUUUCCUGCCUUUUGACAUGCAUUACAACACUUCAUGAAAAACUUAGAAAUGUUGAAGCAAAAUGAUGAAAGAAGAGUUUGGACUUAAAAGAGGAUUAUUAAAUAUCAAAGCAAAAGAAGCAUCUCAACUUUAGAAGUUAAUUAGACACCAAAGAGUGAAUUUAAAGGGUGGGGGGGGCAGUGGAAGGAGGGCCAGUGGUUCCCUCUCAGAAAAUAUUCAAAGAGAAAAAUUAGAACUAAGUAGAUGCUUGGAGAUUCAACUUUUUCCAUUCUCACCUCAAUUUGUCCUACUUCUGGCAGACUGGGAUUUAAAGAAGAUUUCCACUUCAAACAUAAUCCCAAAUACGUAAUAUGCAAAUACACAAAUUCUGGCAUCUAUUUAAAAUAGAUUUAGAAUUAUAUGUUUUAAGAUUGUGUUGUUCAGGCUUCAAACUCCCAUUGAACUAACUAAACACUGGACCAGGUCACUGUAUUUUUUUUUUCUUGGUGUGACAAAAUUAAUUGGUUUUUUUACAUGCAAUUAGAGAAAAAAUAAAAUCUUGAAAUGAAGCUCUUUCUGCUCAAACCUCCAUGGAUGUGAGCAAAUAAUAAAAUCACAUUUUUAACUUUGCGCUUUAUUUAAAAAGUCAAAAUUUCUUGAUCAAGAAUCGUAAUCGAAAUAUCUUCUUUUCUCCUCUCCUUUUUUUUGCAUAAACACACUUUGAAAAAAUAAAAACAGUUGUUUGCAACAAAUUCAUGUUUUUAUUUCAAUGUGUUUUCUAUUCUGAUGACAAUUUAUUUUGACAUGUCAUAAAUAGAAAUGAACAUGUAAAAUCUUUCCAUAAAGCCCAAAUCUUUAUGCUGUACUGGGGGGCAGCUGUGGGACAGUGAUCGAUCAGAGGACUUGUGAUCGGAUGGCUGAUGUUUCAGUUCCUGCCAAAGAGACCUUGGGAAAACACUGAACCACUCAGUGCUGAUGGUCCUGGUGCUCUGGCUAGCAUCCUGCGUGGCAGCUUCACCACCACUGUGUGAAUUAUUUCUCAUUUCCAAUCAAAGAUGAUGAUGAAGAAGGGAGAAGAUGACUAUAUAAUGGUAUUGACAGCAUUACUCUAAAGUGAUUGCACUGAAUGCAGGUUUAUUAUAGCCUAGGGAUUGCUGCAAUAUUUUUUGCAACUUUUUCAAUUAGUUCUGAACUGCAGAUGUGAUCUUUUUACGCAGUUAGAUAUAGUUUCACCAACAAAAAACACAAGUAUUGUGGGGGCUUCAAAUUAAAACCAAAAAUUAAGAUCAAUUCUGGUAAAUGUCAAUAGAAUGGGGCCUCAACAGAAUUAUGUGAAAAAUGUUUAUUCAGGUUAA